AUGUCUGAAAGCAGAAGCAGCAGUACGCAAGCAAUCUGCUUCUGCAAUAUUUGCUUCCUAAUUAUUUUCAUCAAUUUCUUCUCCCACUUUGCUCAUCCACUCUCCUUCAACAUAAAUCAGUUCGACCAGAGUGCAAAUGGAGUUGUCUUUGAAGGUGAUGCCCAGUUUUCAUCGGGAAGGAUUGAGCUCAACCCAGGCACUUAUUUCGAUGUUGGACAUGCUAUUUAUGCAGAGCCUUUGCACCUAUGGGACACUGCUACUGGAUCACUGGCAGACUUCACUACUCAUUUCACUUUCAUGGUCGACUAUGGUGAUGAAGGGUGGAAAUUCAGCGAUGGAAUUGCCUUUUACCUUGCUCCUGUUGGCUACGGUAUUCCACCCAACUCUGGCGGUGGUGAACUGGGAUUAUUCAACACCACCACCAAUUUUAAUGCCAAGAUUGUAACCGUAGAGUUCGACUCCUGGGGAAACGAAGACUGGGAUCCACAUCCACUCCGGCCCCAUAUUGGGAUCAACAUCAAUGAAAUCUCUUCAGUUCAAUACGCCGAUUGGAAUCCCAGUAACAUGACCGGGAAGAUUGGUAAUGCAUGGAUAACUUAUAACGCUACUGCCAACGACCUUACUGUGUUUUGGACAUUCGAGCAAAACACAAAUCCCGUUUUUCCAGGCAAAUCUACUUCUUCCAUUACUCACAAUGUUGACUUGCGAAAGGUUCUCCCUGAAAGGGUUACAAUUGGUUUUUCUGCUUCGGCCGGAUUAUACCUCGGGCGGCAUUUUUUAUGUUCAUGGGAGUUUAAUUCGACUUUGUUGGAUAGCGAUAUUAGUAGAGCCGAAAGCAAGGGAAAGAAGAAAAAGAUAUUCUUGAUACUGGACAUUGCCCUACCUGGCUUCAUUUUGAUGCUUGGUGCAGUCAUAUGUUGGUUGAUGGUAUUAUGGAAUCGGAGAAACAAUUACUCCGGCGAAGUCUCUGAUCUUGAGAAGCUAGCCUUUCCAAAACGAUUUGCUUACCAAGAAUUGUUUGUUGCCACCAACGGGUUUGCAGACGAUAGAAGGCUAGGCCAAGGAGGGUCGGGGCAUGUAUAUAAAGGACUCAUACAAGACCUUGGAGGCUGCAUAGUUGCCGUGAAGAGAAUCUUUGCAGAACCUGAUCAGCAUUAUGAGAGAGUCUUCAUCAAUGAAGUCAAAAUCAUAAGCCGCUUAAUCCAUCGAAACCUAGUGCAGUUCAUUGGGUGGUGUCAUGAGCAAGGUGAAUGCUUACUUGUUUAUGCAUAUAUGCGUAACAACAGCCUUGACACCCACAUAUUUGGCACCAGAACAACCCUGCAAUGGCAAAACAGGUACAAGAUAGCUUUGGGGUUGGCCUCAGCAAUUCACUAUCUACAUGAAGAAGCAGAGCAAUGUGUUCUUCAUAGGGAUAUCAAAUCAGCUAACGUACUGUUGGAUGAAGACUUCAGCACUAAGCUUGGUGAUUUUGGUAUUGCUAAGCUCGUGGAUUCCCGCUUCAGGUCUCAGACAAGAGAGGUGGCAGGGACUUUUGGAUACAUGGCCCCUGAAUAUGCUAUUGAUGGGAGGGCUAGUAAGGAAUCUGACAUUUUUAGUUUUGGAGUUGUAGCCUUGGAAAUUGCUUGCGGAAGGAAGACUUACCAAGACGGUGAAUAUCACUUGCCACUCUUUAGGUGGGUUUGGCAGUUGUUCCUUGCAGGAAAUAUUCUAGACGCAGCUGAUGAAAGAUUAGAAAUGAAUUAUGAUCGAAAUGAAAUGAAAUGCUUGUUGAUUGUUGGACUAUGGUGUACUCACCCCAAUAACAAGGAUAGACCCAAAGCAGGACAGGUGAUGGAGGUUAUUCAGCAUAAAGCACCAUUGCCGGAACUUCCAUAUGACAUGCAUAAUUAUCCAGAACUGCCUCAACCUCAAUACCAAUUUCAGACUGCAUCUUCUUCUAGCUAUAUAUAG
This is a messenger RNA of Rosa chinensis, 1953 nucleotides long. RefSeq names its product L-type lectin-domain containing receptor kinase IX.1. Gene Ontology annotation, molecular function: protein kinase activity; ATP binding; carbohydrate binding. The transcript has a single exon. NCBI's taxonomy places the organism in Eukaryota, Viridiplantae, Streptophyta, Magnoliopsida, Rosales, Rosaceae. The record is from RefSeq and is a predicted model, not a curated record. Bases 1 to 1953 code for a protein of 650 amino acids. Gene Ontology annotation, biological process: protein phosphorylation. Gene Ontology annotation, cellular component: plasma membrane.